GCGGUUUCUUGCGUCGACGGCCGAUCAUUGUUGAUCCUUGUGCUCGUUUGCAUGUUUGCGGGUGUCUCGACGUUGGAUCUUCGUUGUGCCUUGUGCAGCUGUCUUGAAUGUUUGUCCACUGGUUACAAGCAGAAGAGUUAGCAAGCAAUACAACAGAAGAGUUAGCAACCCUAUUAAAUUACAGCGCAAUACGUUCAUCGUAAUUACGCAAAAAAAAUUAGCUUCCUUCCCCUUCUCCACCUGCACCUCCAUUUCUGUGGAGCUGCGGAAAGCCCGUAGAAAAGAGAGACGGGGACGAAAAGGUGCAAAAGAUAGGGGAAGAGCAAGCAAUUAGCAGGUCCAGGAUGGAGAGUGUGGAGAGAGCGUGGGACUCGAUCAACCGGAGCGUGGAGGAGGCGUACUCGCGGACGUCUUUCUCAGGCAGGAGCCCCAUGGCCGAUGACGAUGAGGAGGCGCUGCGGCGGGCUGCAAUCGAGAAUCUCCCCGCGAUCGACCGCCUCCGUACCGGCAUCCUCCGGACGGUCGUGGAUGCCGAGGACGGGCGAAUGGAGUAUGAGCACAAGAAGGUCGAUGUCCGGAUGCUGGGGCUUCCCGAGCGCCAGGAGUUCAUUCAGAGGAUCUUCAAGAUCGCCGAGGAGGACAACGAGCGCUUUUUGAAGAAGCUCCGAGCUCGGAUUGAUAAGGUCGGCAUUGAGCUUCCAACGGUAGAGGUUAGGUUCGAGAACAUCACAGUCGAGGCUGAGUGCCACGUGGGGAACCGAGCAGUGCCCACACUCUUCAACGCGGCAAGAAACAUUGCCGAGUCCGCCAUGGGGCUCCUGGGCAUAAGCCUUGCGAAGAGAGCCCACCUCACCAUCCUCAAAGAUGCAACUGGAAUUAUAAAGCCUUCAAGAAUGACACUUCUAUUGGGUCCGCCUUCUUCUGGGAAGACGACACUUCUACUGGCUCUGGCCGGAAAGCUGGAUCCAAGUCUGAAGGUGAGAGGAGAUGUAACAUACAACGGGUUCAGGUUCGACGAGUUUGUGCGACAAAAGACGGCGGCUUACGUUAGCCAGAACGACAUCCACGUUCCAGAGAUGACGGUCAAAGAGACACUUGACUUUUCUGCCAUGUGUCAAGGCGUGGGCACCAAAUACGAGCUACUAAGAGAGCUAGCGUUGAGGGAGAAGCAGCAGGAUAUUUUGCCGGAUCCUGAGGUGGAUCUCUUCAUGAAGGCUACAGCGAUGGAAGGUGUCAAAAGCAGUCUCCAAACGGACUACACCUUGAGGAUACUUGGGCUGGACAUCUGUGCCGAUACCAUUGUGGGCAACGACAUGAUGCGAGGGAUAUCGGGUGGGCAAAAGAAGCGCGUCACCACAGGGGAGAUAAUUGUAGGUCCAACCAAGAUCCUGUUCAUGGACGAGAUAUCAACGGGUCUUGACAGCUCCACCGCCUUCCAGAUUGUGAAAUGCCUGCAGCAGAUUGUUCACCUAGGCGAGGCCACAAUCCUUAUGUCCCUCCUCCAGCCUGCCCCUGAGACUUUCGAGCUAUUUGAUGAUAUCAUAUUGCUCUCUGAGGGACAGAUAGUCUACCAGGGCCCCCGUGAAUAUGUGCUCGACUUCUUUGGGAGCUGUGGAUUCCGUUGUCCUGAGAGGAAAGGUGCUGCUGAUUUCUUGCAAGAGGUUACCUCAAGGAAGGACCAGGAGCAGUACUGGGUGGACCAGACGAAGCCUUAUCGCUAUGUAACAGUUUCUGAGUUUGCUGCACAGUUCAAAAGAUUUCAGGUUGGCCAGAAGCUGCGGAAGGAGCUCUCCAUCUCAUUCAAUAAGAAAAAGAGUCACAGGGCAGCUCUGGUCUUCUCCAAGCAGUCUGUCUCAUCAUUAGAGCUUAUGAGAGCCUCCUUUGGCAAGGAGUGGCUUCUCAUAAAGAGGAACUCCUUUAUCUAUAUUUUCAAAACUGUUCAAAUUAUCAUAGUGGCAAUAAUCACCUCAACAGUGUUCCUGAGGACACGAAUGCAUUCAAGGACAGAAGAUGAUGGUGCCCUUUUUAUUGGAGCACUUAUCUUUGGCUUGAUCACCAAUAUGUUUAAUGGGUUUGCAGAGCUAUCCCUGACCAUCACAAGACUCCCAGUGUUGUACAAGCACAGGGAUCUCCUCUUCUAUCCAUUAUGGGCCUUUACCCUACCAAAUUUUCUCUUGAGGAUUCCCAUUACGAUGCUAGAGUCAGUUGCUUGGGUUGGCAUGACUUACUACUCCAUAGGAUUUGCCCCUGAAGCCAGUAGGUUCUUUAAGCAGCUGCUCAUCUUUUUCUUGAUCCAGCAGAUGGCAGCAGGGCUCUUCAGGCUUAUGGCAGGAGUGUGCAGGUCCAUGAUCAUCGCCAGCACUGGAGGUUCUAUUGCUGUCCUCUCCAUGUUUGUCCUCGGAGGUUUCAUCUUACCAAAAGAUGUUAUUCCAAAAUGGUGGAUCUGGGGUUAUUGGGUUUCGCCUCUAUCUUAUGGAUUUAAUGCUCUAGCAGAAAAUGAGAUGUUCGCUUCCAGGUGGAUGGAUAAAUUUGCACCUGAUGGUAGGAGGUUAGGAGUGGCAGUGCUAAAGGACUUCAACAUUUUCCCAGAUAGCAAUUGGUACUGGAUUGGAGCUGGCACUCUUCUAGGGUUCACCGUCCUCUUCAAUGUGCUCUUCACAUUUUCACUUGUGUAUCUAAAUUCUUUGGGAAAACCGCAAGCUGUUAUAUCUGAAGAAACAGCGAUUGAAAUGGAAACCAACCAAGGAGGGAACAAGGAACCUUCGAGGUUUAGAAGGACUGGGUCAAGUAAAGAAUCUAUACCUCGAGCUUUACCAGCAAAAGAUGGAAAUAGAACCUUGGAAAUGAUGACUGGUCAUGUAAGCAGCCGUGCUAUCAGUGGUUCACACAAUGCGCCUGCAUGGGAUAUGUACACCAAUGCAGCUGCCGGUGUUGCUCUGAAGAGAGGAAUGGUUCUUCCAUUCACACCACUAUCCAUGUCCUUUAAGGAAGUCAACUACUAUGUUGACAUGCCUGCGGAACUGAAACAGCAAGGAGUGACUGAAGAUAGGCUCCAACUGCUGAAGGGGGUGACGGGGGCUUUUCGUCCUGGCGUUCUGACAGCGCUUAUGGGUGUUAGUGGGGCUGGAAAGACAACCCUUAUGGAUGUUUUAGCAGGGAGAAAAACAGGUGGUUACAUUGAAGGUGAUAUCCGAAUCUCUGGUUACCAGAAAAACCAAGCGACUUUUGCAAGGAUAGCAGGUUAUUGCGAACAAAAUGAUAUCCACUCUCCCCAGGUCACUGUUAGGGAGUCCUUGAUUUUCUCAGCCUUCCUACGUCUAUCGAAGGAAGUCAGUGAUGAAGAGAAAAUAAAAUUUGUGGAAGAAGUGAUGGAACUGGUAGAGCUUGAUAGUCUCAAGAACGCGAUUGUGGGCCUUCCAGGUGUCACUGGGUUGUCAACAGAACAAAGAAAGAGGUUGACGAUUGCAGUUGAGCUUGUUGCUAAUCCUUCAAUAAUCUUCAUGGAUGAACCAACAUCGGGUCUUGAUGCAAGGGCAGCAGCCAUUGUCAUGAGAACUGUGAGAAACACUGUUGAUACAGGAAGAACAGUUGUUUGUACAAUCCAUCAACCAAGCAUCGACAUAUUUGAAGCCUUCGACGAGUUGCUAUUGUUGAAAAGAGGAGGCCAAAUAAUAUAUGCUGGACCUUUGGGCCGUAACUCACACAAAUUAAUUGAAUAUUUCGAGGCAAUUUCUGGAGUUCCAAAAAUCAUGGACAAGUACAAUCCUGCAACAUGGAUGCUGGAAGUGAGUUCCACGGCAGCUGAAGUACGACUAGGAAUUGACUUUGCCAAGCACUACAAAUCAUCAACGUUGUAUCGGCGUAAUAAGGCACUGGCCAGAGAGCUGAGUAAACCACUUCCAGGUACAAAUGAUCUCUACUUCGCAACACAGUAUGCCAAGUCCACCUUUGGGCAAUUCCAGUUCUGCCUUUGGAAGCAAUGGUGGACUUACUGGAGGAGCCCUGAUUACAACCUUGUUAGAUUUUUCUUCACACUGGUCACUGCACUACUACUUGGAACAAUGUUUUGGAGGAUUGCUGAAAAGAGGGACAGUUCAUUCGAUCUUGUUACCAGCCUGGGAGCCAUGUAUGCCGCAGUUUUGUUCGUGGGAUAUAAUAACUGUUCAACAGUGCAACCUGUCAUAGCAAAUGAGAGGACCGUGUUCUAUCGAGAGAGGGCUGCUGGGAUGUAUUCUGCUUUACCAUAUGCCAUGGCCCAGGUGGUUGUGGAAUUACCGUAUGUGUUUAUUCAGACUGUGUACUAUACACUCAUCGUAUACUCCAUGUUGGGUUUCCAGUGGACAGCUGCAAAGUUCUUCUGGUUCUUCUAUGUAACCUUUUUCUCCUUCCUCUAUUUCACUUAUUAUGGAAUGAUGAAUGUUUCAAUCUCGCCGAACCCUCAAGUGGCUGCACUCUAUGCUGCAACCUUCUUUACACUCUUCAACCUCUUCUCAGGCUUCUUCAUCCCCAGACCGAAACUUCCUGUAUGGUGGAGAUGGUACUACUGGGUUUGUCCAAUAGCAUGGACAGUUUAUGGGCUGAUUGUAACACAGUAUGGUGACCAAGAGGAUGUUAUCAAGGUGCCUGGUCAUCCCGACCAAACGAUUAAAUUUUACCUCAAGGACCAUUUUGGAUAUGACUCUGAUUUUAUGGGCAUUGUAGCCACAAUGCUGAUUGGAUUCACUGUCUUAUUCGCAUUUGUAUUUGCUUACGGCAUCAAGAAAUUAAAUUUCCAACAAAGAUAGAGAGUUGCAGAGGUUCGAAGAAAUUCAGGUAGCAGAUCAAUUACCACCACUGGAACAUUUCUUUUUUUAGUGUUGUACCACCACUGUAACCUUUCAUUUUUCCGUCACUGUCAACAGAGGCUGUGACGUGCCUACCUAGGAUUUCGGAGGCAUUGUUUCCUUGCCUAUCGUUUGUAAAUAUAUAAACAAAUGUAAGCACGUUGUCUUGUCGAUAUCGUUUUAGGUUGUGUUUGGUGAAAUAAAUGUCAUAGUUGGCAGUCAAUUUUAAA
Molecule: messenger RNA, 5053 nt
Organism: Phoenix dactylifera (date palm)
Lineage: Eukaryota; Viridiplantae; Streptophyta; Magnoliopsida; Arecales; Arecaceae
Product: ABC transporter G family member 42-like
Cellular component (GO): membrane
Molecular function (GO): ATP binding; ABC-type transporter activity; ATP hydrolysis activity
Source: RefSeq, a predicted model, not a curated record